Messenger RNA from Mastomys coucha (southern multimammate mouse), 5038 nucleotides. RefSeq names its product HPS5 biogenesis of lysosomal organelles complex 2 subunit 2 (gene Hps5). Gene Ontology annotation, molecular function: protein binding. Gene Ontology annotation, cellular component: cytoplasm. The transcript is spliced from 23 exons. Gene Ontology annotation, biological process: developmental pigmentation. The record is from RefSeq and is a predicted model, not a curated record. The coding region runs from base 674 to 4045 and encodes 1123 amino acids. NCBI's taxonomy places the organism in Eukaryota, Metazoa, Chordata, Mammalia, Rodentia, Muridae.
UGACACCUUCCGCUAGCUCCCGCCCUCCCCCACCGAUUCCCGCCUGUUUCGAUUCUCCUCUUCGGUCUCGAGUGGCGGAGAGUUUCGGGGAUCCGGUUUGGCUCGCCUUUCUCCCUAGAGAGCAUCCGGUCCGGCUCGGUGGUGCGUCCUCGGCCCGAGGCGGUUCUCUGACUGCAGGCCGCAGGGAGCGUAAUCACGACCGCGGCCGGAGGGGGAGGGAGCACGCGCGGGGAGGGGCGUGACCGUCACGUGACAAGGAAGUGCCGUUAACAGCGCUUUCCUCUGGUCCCUGGCGCCCUUGGAUGACGUUGCAAGGGAGGGGCGGGGCCAUAGCGUGUCUGAGGUUCAGGUUCCGCUGUCAAGGUGCGUUGAGUGUCUGUGGAGCCUGCUAAGGAAAGCGAUCUCUGGUCUUUGGGGGCGGAUCACGGCCGGCUAGUCCCCCUGAGAUUCUAUGAGCCUGGCCUGGGAAACCUGCUUCCUGGACUUCUCCAGAGUAACAUCUGCGGUUUAAAGUCAGGGCGGUUUAAAAGUUAGUUGUGAUUGACGGGAGCUUUUUGUGGUCAGGGACUUGUUCUGCUACUACUCAUCCUUCAUCUCCUGCAGUGCCUCCAGGGCCUGGAACACGAGAGAAAUCCUGUGUCUUUCACAGAACAACCUUCAUCUUUCUGGCUAAAUGACUUUUGUGCCAGUGAUACCAGAAGCCCACAGCCAUGUUCUUGCUGAGUUUGAGUCCUUGGAUCCAUUACUCACAGCCCUGAGGCUGGACUCCAGUCGUCUGAGGUGUACCAGCAUAGCUGUGUCUCGGAAGUGGUUGGCAUUAGGCAGCACAGGAGGAGGACUCAAUCUCAUUCAGAAAGAUGGCUGGAAGCAAAGGCUGCUUCUCUCUCACCAGGAAGGGGCAAUCUCUCAGAUUGCCUGCUGCUCUCAUGAUGAUGAUUAUGUUGCUGUAGCUACCAGUCAAGGUCUUGUAGUUGUUUGGGAAUUAAAUCAAGAGCGCCGUGGGAAACCAGAGCGAAUUCAUGUGUCCUCAGAACACAAAGGCCGAAAAGUUACUGCCCUCUGUUGGGACACAGCUGUUUUGAGAGUCUUUGUAGGUGACCAUGUGGGCAAAGUAUCUGCCAUCAAACUCAACACUUUGAAGCAAGCAAAGGCAGCUGCUGCCUUUGUGAUGUUUCCUGUUCAGACAAUAAUAACAGUCGACUCCUGUGUUGUCCAGUUAGAUUAUUUGGAUGGAAGAUUACUUGUCUCUUCACUGACUCGAUCCUUCUUGUGUGACACUCAGAGGGAGAAGUUUUGGAAAAUUGGAAAUAAGGAAAGAGAUGGAGAAUAUGGGGCUUGUUUCUUCCCCGGAAGGUGUGCUGGGGGUCAGCAGCCUCUGAUCUACUGUGCCCGCCCAGGCUCCAGGAUGUGGGAAGUGAACUUUGAUGGGGAAGUGCUCAGUACACACCAGUUCAAGAAGCUCCUGUCAAUGCCACCCCUCCCUGUGAUCACUGCAAGGUCGGCGCUUCAGUAUGAUCCCACAGCUGGAUCCCCCCAGUCUCUGGCAUUCCCCAAGCUCUUGCACCUUAGUGAACACUGUGUGCUGACUUGGUCAGAAAAGGGAAUUUAUAUUUUCAUUCCUCAGAAUGUUCAAGUUCUUCUUUGGAGUGAAGUCAAGGAUAUUCAGGAUGUAGCUGUCUACAAGAACGAAUUGUUCUGUUUACACAUUAAUGGGAAAAUCUCACAUCUUUCCCUGUUGUCUGUGGAGCGCUGUGUAGAACGCCUGUUAAGGAGAGGCCUGUGGGACCUGGCUGCUCACACAUGUUGUCUCUUCCAAAAUUCUAUUAUUACCAGCAGAGCAAGAAAAACAUUGACUGCAGAUAAAUUGGAGCAUUUGAAAUCUCAACUGGAUCUUACAGCCUACAGUGAACUGAUUUCUCAGCUGGAUGAUUUGAUCUUAAAAUUUGAGCCUUUGGAUUCAGCGUGCAGUAGUAGAAGAAGCUCCAUUUCAUCACAUGAGAGUUUUAGCAUCUUGGACUCUGGUAUUUAUCGUAUCAUCAGUAGUAGAAGAGGCAGUCAGUCCGACGAAGAUUCUUGCUCCCUUCACAGCCAGACCUUCUCAGAAGAUGAGAGACUUAAAGAGUUUGCAUCACACCAGGAAGAGGAUCAGCCAGAGCAGGGCUGUGGUGCAAACAGAAGUGAAGACGGUGCUUCCCACAGUCCAGUGAUGUCUGAGGUAGAUAAGAGUGAAGCCUUUCUGCCCUUCAGCAUUGCACUGCCAUUUCGUUCUCCAUCUCCCCUCAUGUCUCUUCAGGCUAUGAAAGACAGUGUUUCCAGCUUUGUGCGUAAAACUACUGAGAAGAUUGGCACCCUUCAUGCAAGCCCAGAGCUGAAAGAGACAUUUGAAUCCAAGGAUGCUGACCGAGCACAUGAAGAGGAAGUGAAUGCAGUCACCUGCUCUCUGGAGGAGGACACUGAGGAGAAAGAAAUUCAUCAACCUCCUGAAGAAGAUUGCCUUCAAGAACUCACAGCAGCGACAGCAGAAGCAAUGACCAAGUUACUGGACCCUCUGGUUCUGUUUGAGCCCAAGUUGCUAAGAAUGGUUUUACAUGAGUGGCUUUCACAGUUAGAAAAAACAUUUGCCAUGAAAGACUUUUCCAAUACCAGCAGUCUACCCGUGAAAUCAAACCUGGAUGUGCACCUGCUUGGCGAGUCAGAAAAGAGAGUAUUAGAUGAAGAGAAUGGAGAAGAAAGAAGGGUCUCUUUAGGUACUGAAGAAACUGGAGGUCAGAUAACCUGUGACCCUGUAAGCAGCCUUAGUGAGCCCUUGGCUGACAGUUUUCAAGUAUGUUCUCCAUACACCAUAGCAAACAGCCUUCGGAAGGACUUGUCGGAAUUGACAACUUUGUGCUUGGAACUGAACGUGUUGACUUCAGCGAUGGAAAGCUUAGGUGGGCAUGUGGACCAGGCUUUACAGCAGCUCUCUCCAGAAAUCCUGGCUUGUUGUUUCCUAAAGAAGUACUUUUUUCUCCUGGACUUGAAAAGAGCAAAGGAGAGUAUCAAGCUUACCUACGACAGCCCUUGCGUUUGGGAAACUUUUGUUGAAGGACUGAAAGAAAUGGCAAGUUCUAAUCCUGCCUAUGCAGAGAUGGAAGAAGGAGACCUGCCCACGGGGUUACAGUUACUGGAUGGCUCCGUCCCUUCUGAUAGUCCCUUGUUGAUUGCAUUUGCCACCCGGUUGUAUGAUAGAUUUGGGGAGUCUGCCCUUCGAGCCUUCAUCAAGUUUUAUCCGUCCAUCUCGCCUUCCGACAUCGCGCAGCUUUGCCGCCAUCAUCCUGCUCAGUUCUUGGCCUAUCUAGACAGCCUGGUGAAGUCCAGGCCUGAGGACCAGUGGCCAUCCUUCCUUGAGUUCCUUCUACAACCAGAAUCUUUAAGACUUGAAUGGCUGCUUUUGGCAGUGUCCCAUGAUGCUCCACCAAGCACAAGUACAGUGGAUGAUGAAGGACAUCCCAGGCCCCAUUCACACUUGCUUUCUUGGGGUUAUAGUCAGCUGAUUCUUCUUCUGAUUAAACUUCCUGCAGACUUUAUAACCAAAGAGAAAAUGACUGACAUCUGUAGGUCUUAUGGUUUCUGGCCUGGAUAUCUUACCCUCUGUCUGGAGCUGGAGAGGAGGAGGGAGGCCUUCACCAUCAUUGUGUGUCUGAAUGACCUAAGCCUGAUGGAAGGGGACAACGGGUGGAUCCCUGAGACCUUGGAGGAAUGGAAGCUUCUCCUACAUCUACUACAGACCAAGAGCACAAGGCCAGUUCCUCAGGAAUCACUAAAUGGGAGCCUCAGUGAUGGGCCUGCCCCCAUCAAUGUGGAGAAUGUGGCCCUACUGUUAGCUAAGGCCAUGGGCCCAGAUCGAGCCUGGUCACUGCUACAGGAGUGUGGUCUGGCCCUUGAGUUGUCAGAAAAGUUCACCAGAACCUGUGACAUCCUGAGGAUUGCUGAGAGAAGGCAGAGAGCGCUGAUACAAGGCAUGCUUGAGAAGUGUGACCGGUUCCUCUGGUCACAGCAGGCCUAGUGGGAGAUCUACUUUGACCAAAUGGAAUCCAGCUCUAGAACCUUCAGAGGGCUUUGCCACAGAAGGACACCCCAAACCAUGCCAUGACCAGUGCCAUGCUGCUGCAGCUGCUGAUGCCUCACCACCGCUUUGGCCCUUGGCUUUUGUGGCUCUGUGACCUCAGCAUUUCUCAAGGAAAGUUGGCUUUUGGAAGCAGUAGGUUGUCAUUCACUGGAAGCACGGGGGUGGGGGUAGGGUGCUCCCUGUUGUGUGGUAUUCUUUGUGUACACAGUGAAUCAGGGAGUUGGUUUCUACUGAGGCAGGUCUGUAGGAUGCAGAAGCUUUGUUACAGGAAGACAGAUAAUGUUCUAAACUGGAGUUCAGUACUCUCUCCUUUCCAUUUGUCUGAGGUGGCUACAAAUUUCUGAGUUAGGACCUGGAACAAUGGCAUUAUUCUUGUUGGCAUAUGUAAUAAAUAUUGAAGAUCCAAACUAGAGUUUUAAAUUAGAUUGUCCAUAUCUGAGUUGAGCUCAGUUUAAAGUAUUUUUCCAGUAUUUAUUUGAUAUUUUCUAAUCUAAGUCUAUAUAUAUACUGACUAAUCCCAGGAAAUAUAUUAUCUGUAAUUUUUGAAGAGCAGGUGACACUCAUGCCCUCUCUUUUAUUUUUUAUUGAGUUAUGCACUUUUUCCUUCCUUCCUUUUUUUGUGGAAACAGGGUCUUAAUUUGUAACCCUCACUGGCCUGGAACAUGUAGGUAUACCAGGCUGUCUCGACUUUAAAUAUCUACUUGCCUCUGCCUUCUGAAUGCUAGGAUUAAGGGUGUGUGCCAUCACACACAUUCUUAAAAUUUAUUUUAAAAAACCAUAGUAAAAGAAAGCCACACACUAAUAAAAACUGUAACAGAUGAUUGUAUUAGUCAGGCCAUGUAACCAGGUUGUCAGGUAUGAGGCUGACAUACCUGACUUUAUGUAGCCUAUUAUAUUGGUAAUAAAUGAUGAUGGUUUUCUUUAAACAGA